UAGGUUUUUCUCUGUGCAGUUGUUCGUCAUAUGAUUAAAAGGCUGGCAGAAAAAUGAAAAUGUUGCAAAACGUCGUCAUUUUUUCGCUAUUUGUUGCAGCAAUUCACGCCGCUGGCGAGUUCACCGUCCUGAACAGCCCAAAGGCGAUUAGCUUCAAGGGCAAUGAUCCACUGAACAGUCGCUAUGUCGGCGAUGUUUUGUACGCUGCCAUGGGCAAUGCCGUCGUUGGCGACAGUGACUGGAGCGGCCUGACCAUUAACGAUCCCUUCAACCUGGCCAAGGGCGUAAUCGCCGUGCAUGUGGAGGGUCUUAGCCAUGUGACAUCGGCAGGCAAUGCCAAGUCCUACGAGCUGGUCGGAUCCAAUACUGGACAAUCACUGAAUGCAUUGGCCGCCGAGCUGGAGGCAGCCAAUGAGCCAGUCUGCGAUAUUAACUUUGACCAGUACGACGAGGGCGUGCAAGCAUUCAAGGCAUGUUUUGGUGAAUUUGAGUCGCCCGCUGCCAAGCCCACCAAGCACCUGAAUCCCACGUUGCACAAUGCUGAUAAACAGUUCCUGCAGGAAAUUGGCUUCAUCAAUUCCGCUUCCGAGAACCUGGCGGAGAUGCUAAAGCCCUCGAAUGUAUUGAUCAUUCGCCUGUCGGUCGAUGGCAUUGCUAAGGCGCAUGGAGAGAAGUCCGUUGCUGUAGAGGAGGCCAACAAGCUGAUCUCUGCUGCCAUUGGUCGUCUUCUGGCUGCCGCUCAAAAGUCCAGUGACUCGGUGCUCUUUGUACUAUCCACAGACAAGGAUGCCAACUCACGCUCAAAGCGUGACACUCUCCAAGCCGAUGAUACAAACCCCUUCAACUUGGCCGAGUACUACAACGAAGACUAUCCCGUAAUUUUCAAUAUUAUCCUAUGGUUCAUGGUUAUCUUCGGCCUGUCGCUGCUGGCCAUCUGCUAUGCCAUUGGAGCUAUGGAUCCCGGCAGGGACUCCAUCAUUUACCGCAUGACCUCCACACGAAUGAAGAAGGACAACUAAACACGUGAUAGAAAAGCUGCACAAAUCGCUGGGUUUAAAACCUUCCCCAUCUUUGUUAUUUCGCCCCAUUUAUGUUGUCAGCAAAGAGCUCCAGCUCCAAAACAAAAUCUUGUUCUAAAUUCAAAUCAUUAGCGGACAAAUUGUGUGUAUGCGUGUGUGAGCAGUGUGUAGUUGGCUUUGUGUUUACCACAAGCUAUACAUAAAAAUAAGUAUUAAAAACUUAUUACUUUUAAAUGCAGUUCUGUAAUUCCAUUAUCAACUAUAAUAAUUUGUUAUAUCUUUUGUGUUUGUUGUACUUUUUAGGUUAAACAGUCGAAACAGUCAUUUCUUUAUUCAAACUUAUAUAAAUUAUCAACCAUAAAAUGUUAAUAAUGUACCGUUAAAUAAAUAUA
Drosophila novamexicana is the source of this 1411-nucleotide messenger RNA. It is a transcript of the gene ATP6AP2, whose product is annotated as renin receptor. The coding region runs from base 54 to 1019 and encodes 321 amino acids. The record is from RefSeq and is a predicted model, not a curated record. Gene Ontology annotation, biological process: positive regulation of Wnt signaling pathway. The transcript is spliced from 3 exons. Lineage: Eukaryota; Metazoa; Arthropoda; Insecta; Diptera; Drosophilidae. Gene Ontology annotation, cellular component: membrane; external side of plasma membrane. Gene Ontology annotation, molecular function: signaling receptor activity.